Poeciliopsis prolifica (blackstripe livebearer) is the source of this 3558-nucleotide messenger RNA. It is a transcript of the gene lmf1, whose product is annotated as lipase maturation factor 1. Gene Ontology annotation, biological process: protein maturation. NCBI's taxonomy places the organism in Eukaryota, Metazoa, Chordata, Actinopteri, Cyprinodontiformes, Poeciliidae. Bases 686 to 1912 code for a protein of 408 amino acids. The record is from RefSeq and is a predicted model, not a curated record. The transcript has 9 exons. Gene Ontology annotation, cellular component: endoplasmic reticulum membrane.
AAAGUGGCUAAUAGUCUUUUCUGUAAAUGAGAUUGGCGUGUGAUUGAGUCUGCUGGACUUGAACCACAUUGAAGUACUGCUGCCAAAAGUGGGUAAGCUUUGCACUGGUGGCAGCAGGAUUGUGUCUACAGAUAAGUGUAGGGUUGCUUUUUGUAAUAUACUUAGUUAUAUGUCUUUGGUUUGUUUUCUAAGCCUGCUUUGUUAAGGUUUAUGGUUUACUUGAUCUACCGUUUAAACUAGGAUAUGAUUUAGUGCCAUCUAGUGGCAAAAUUGCAGAUGACAUCCCACUAAGUGUGGUCCAGUUCCUUCUCCUGAUGCUGCGGUUGUGGUUCAUCUAAUCAGGUGGAGAACAUAUGUGCGUGUAGGAGGAAGUAAACGCAGUCACACAAAAAAACCCCAGCAGUUUUAAUGAUGCGAGGUGUUUUGCAUUGGCCGAAACGUCAAUGUAAACCUCAUCAGCUAACUGUGUAUCCAUCAUGCUAUGGCCUCCAUAGGGAAAAAAAGAAUAAACAAGAAACACAUUUGGUUAUUUCAACGCAUGUUAAAAUGUUACGCAUUUUUCAAAAAUGAGAGCAAAUUCUGACGUUCUUGUUUGUAUUUUUUCUUUCCAGGUACUCCUUUGGUGAGUGAACGUCAUACUAGUUUGACCAGGGCUUCCUUUGUUUUUCCUUCUCCAAACGAAGACAUGGAUUGGAAGCACGAGAAGGAUGGUUGGGAGAGCCAGCUGUUGGAGACGGGCUUCCUGGCUGUCUUCCUGUGUCCGGUAUGGACUCUGUCCCAGGUCCCCGGCAGCUGUCCCCCCUCCCUCGUCUGCAUCUGGACCUUCAGGUGGCUCAUCGUUCGCAUCAUGCUGGGAGCUGGCCUCAUUAAAAUCAGAGGAGACCAGUGCUGGAGAGACCUGACCUGCAUGGACUACCACUAUGAGACCCAGCCAGUGCCAAACCCCAUGUCCUACUACAUGCACCGCUCCCCGUGGUGGUUCCACCGCUUCGAGACACUGUCCAACCACUUCAUUGAGCUCAUCGCUCCCUUCUUCACCUUCCUGGGCCGCCGGCUGUGCAUGGUGAACGGAGCCAUCCAGAUUCUCUUUCAGGUGGUCUUGAUCAUCAGCGGGAACUUGAGUUUCCUCAACUGGCUGACCAUUGUUCCGAGUUUGGCCUGCUUCGACGAUGCAUCUCUAAGCUUUCUGUUUCGCUGCGGCUCCAGGGCUAAGAAAGCGGCGCUGGAAAUGCAGAAGAAGGAGGUGACCGGAAAAGGUCCCAAACCCACAAAAGGCAUGUUGAUACGGCGGGUGUUGAACAUUUCUUUGGGUGUUCUCAUUGGUGUCCUGAGCGUGCCGGUGGUGAUGAACCUGUUGAGUCCGCGGCAGGUGAUGAACACUUCCUUUGACCCGUUGCGCAUCGUCAACACCUACGGGGCUUUUGGAAGCAUCACCAAAGAACGGACCGAGGUGAUCUUCCAGGGAACUCUGAGCCCAGAUCCCAAAGACCCUGAGGCGAUUUGGGAGGAGUACCAGUUCAAGUGUAAGCCGGGAGACGUGUACCGACGGCCCUGCCUCAUAUCGCCCUACCACUACCGGCUGGACUGGCUCAUGUGGUUCGCUGCCUUCCAGACCUAUGAGCAAAGCGAGUGGGUCAUCCACGUGGCGGGACGCCUGCUGGCCAACGACAGCACCAUCCUCUCGCUGCUCGACCACAACCCCUUCCAAGACAGAGACGCCCCCAGAUGGGUUCGAGGAGAACACUUCAGGUACAAAUUCUCUCAGCCGGGCAGCGCCAGCGCAGCGCAGGGCAAAUGGUGGCUGAGAAAACGCAUCGGAGCCUACUUUCCUGCUGUAGACCUGGAAGGACUCAGAGGCUACUUCCAGUCCAGAAACUGGCCUCACCCACAUAUCUCACCAAGCAGGAGCUGAAGUCAUUUCAAAGCAGUUUGGAGUCAAGGUUACACUUUAUGCAGACGACAUCAGGUUUCUCAAGAACUGCUUGACAAAACGUCUCCUCACUCUGAACACCAGUACAACCAUUCCCAAUCAAUGUGAAGGUUUUGAAGCUCUCAGUUUCAAACGAAUAAGCUCUGAAAACAUGCUGAGGAUACCUGAAAGUAAACGUACUAACCGGUUGAAAAUGUAAAAAAUGAAAACCGCCACCAUGACAACUUCGGUCAACUUGUAUCAUUUUCUCUCCAAGUCUCUGUGGCUUCCUGCAUUCUUUAUUUUUUUUAACUAGCUUUAGCUUAGCGGAAUUUUGAGAGUCGAGUCACAUUAGCAUGCUGUCUGGGACCAAAAUACAGUGUCAAAACAAGCUCACUUUCACUAGAGCACUUGUGUAAAUAACAAAAAAACACUAAGGAGGUCUUCUUUGUCAAAACAUUUUCAAAUCUAAAUAUUUUUCUUUACAAAAUUUCAAAUAUGGGUCCUGUGGUGGCGCAGGGGCAAUGCAUGACCCACAUAUUGAGGCCUUAUUCGUCGUGGCGGUGGUCGCAGGUUUGAUUCCUGGCCUGGCGAAAUAUGCUGCAUGUCUUCCCCCUCUCAUUACCCACUUUCCUGUCAGACUACUUUCAAACAUAGGCCUUUAAAAAUAUAUAUAUAUAAAUUUGAAAUUCAGAGGAGAAAUAUUUGAUAGACUGAAAAACCUAUUUUGAAUACAUUUAAACAAAACAGUGUUGAAAGAAAGCAGAUGGCCAAACUUAUUUUCUCUGAUGAAACAUCCUUUUAUUAAUAUGGAACAGCUGAGAAAUUAUUCAUCUUCCUUGGAGAUGUGCUUUUUCUUCUUCUCAAGCACUUCCAUUAAUAAAGAGUGAGCUCUAAAUGCCUUCCAAGAGUAUUUUCCAGCAUGAUGGAGCACCAUUUCACACAACAAAAUGUGAAAACUUUGUUUCAAAGAGCCUUCCCAGAUCAUAACAAUUCUGAGAAUGUGUUGUCGCUAGCAGGUUAACCAAAAAUGUCCAACAAACCUGAUCAACUCUGAACUCUGAUGACAAGAAUGGAUCAUCAUAAAUCAAUAGUUGGUCCAGAACCUGCAGCAGGGAAAACUUGAGUUUUAAAGAAGAAAGAUAAACACUAUAAGUGUUAAUUAUUUAUAUAAAUUGUGAAAAUUUACAUAUGAAAUUCUUAAAACGUUUAAAAAGUUUGAGUCACCCAUCAUUAAUCCAGAGACAUGGAGAAGAAACUAAAAAGCCACAGGACAACGCAAUAUCAAAGAAAGACCAGCAGAUGGUGCUGUUACUCCAGACACCCAGUCUUAUCUGACCCCAGCUGAACCUCUACAGAUAAAAAUGUGUUCAGGAACAGCUCAAGUACAACCAAGCAUCAAGCCUGCCAUAAACUGGAAGAUGUUGGACAACCAUUCUCAUUGAACACAGAGAAGAACGUCUUCCUUCACACAUGGAAAAGCCAGAUGCCUUCUGGAGAAAAACUUUACAGAGAAACCAGAUUUUGGACUAUUUAACCUGGGUGACAAAAUGAACUAGAUGGAGAUGUAAAGGGAAGCUUCAUGCUGAGGAAUUGUUUCACUGAGGUUUAAUUUGAAAAAAAUAAAAGACUUCACUGAAUCCUUUUCA